AUGGCCACCCACAGCCACUUCUCUGCAAAUUCACUUCACACUAAACCUUCAUCAGGCACACACAUCAAAGUUGAGGAGAAAUGGCUUGGAUUUACUGCACUUGAUAGAAAGCCAACGCAUCUGAAACUUUCAAAUGGAUGUAGAGCAAGAGCAGCUCUCAAUGCUGAUUUAAGAUCAAUUGAAAUCCCUCGUCAAUGGUACAACCUGAUUGCAGAUCUUCCUGUAAAACCUCCUCCUCCAUUGCAUCCCAAGACCUUUGAACCGGUAAAACCUGAGGAUUUGUCUCCUCUCUUUCCUGAUGAGUUGAUUAAGCAGGAGGCAAGCAACGAAAGAUUCAUAGAUAUUCCAGAUGAAGUUCGUGAUGUAUACAGGCUUUGGCGCCCGUCCCCUCUCAUUAGGGCCAAGAGGUUGGAGAAGCUUCUUGACACACCUGCAAGAAUUUACUACAAAUAUGAAGGUGUCAGCCCUGCUGGAUCACACAAGCCCAACACUGCAGUUCCACAAGUUUGGUAUAAUGCACAACAAGGCAUCAAGAAGGUUGUGACAGAAACAGGAGCUGGUCAAUGGGGAAGUGCAUUGGCUUUUGCAUGCAGCUUAUUUGGUCUUCAGUGUGAGGUGUGGCAAGUGCGUGCUUCUUAUGAUCAAAAACCAUAUCGCAGAUUGAUGAUGCAAACUUGGGGUGCAAAGGUACACCCAUCUCCAUCUAACUUAACUGAAGCAGGUAGAAAAAUCCUACAAAUGGAUCCAUCCAGCCCAGGAAGUUUAGGGAUAGCUAUAUCUGAAGCCGUUGAGAUUGCAGCCAUGAAUGCUGAUACUAAAUACUGUCUCGGAAGUGUUCUCAAUCAUGUUUUGCAUCACCAGACAGUAAUAGGUGAGGAGUGCCUAAAACAAAUGGAGGCGAUAGGUGAAACCCCAGACUUUAUCAUAGGAUGUACUGGCGGAGGAUCCAAUUUUGCAGGGUUAAGUUUCCCAUUCAUCAGGGAGAAGCUGAAAGGGAAAAUGAACCCUGUAAUAAGAGCAGUUGAACCUGCAGCAUGCCCUUCACUAACUAAAGGGGUAUAUACAUAUGAUUAUGGUGAUACAGCAGGGAUGACCCCACUAAUGAAGAUGCAUACGCUCGGGCACGACUUCAUCCCUGACCCAAUUCAUGCUGGAGGAUUGCGCUACCAUGGCAUGGCACCGUUGAUUUCGCAUGUGUACGAACUGGGUUACAUGGAAGCAAUUGCAAUUCCCCAGAUUGAGUGCUUUGAAGGUGCUAUACAAUUUGCUAGAUCAGAAGGAUUGAUACCAGCGCCGGAGCCUACUCAUGCCAUAGCUGCUACCAUUAGGGAAGCUCUGAAUUGUAGGGAGACUGGAGAAGCCAAAGUCAUUCUCACAGCAAUGUGUGGACAUGGCCAUUUUGAUUUGCCAGCUUAUGAUAACUAUCUGCAAGGAAAACUGGUUGACUUGUCAUUUGAGGAGGAGAAGAUACAAGCAUCAUUGGCCAGAGUUCCCAAAGUAGGGGGUUGA
Molecule: messenger RNA, 1509 nt
Organism: Prunus armeniaca (apricot)
Lineage: Eukaryota; Viridiplantae; Streptophyta; Magnoliopsida; Rosales; Rosaceae
Source: the annotation of a GenBank genome assembly